AUGAAAGCACAUGACUUGGCAACGCUCUUCGUACGAGAUGUCUGGAAACUCCAUGGACUACCGGAUUCAAUCGUAUCUGAUAGAGGACCACUGUUUGUCUCGGAAUUCUGGAAAGCGGUUUGCCACCGCCUACAGAUCAAUAUCAGCCUCUCCACAGCAUAUCACCCCGAAACUGACGGCCAGACGGAAAACGCUAACUCAUUUCUCGAACAAUACCUUCGCCAGUAUGUUAGCUUUGCUCAGGACGACUGGGACGAGUGGCUCCCAUUGGCCGAAUUCGCAGCCCGUAACGUUGUUAGCGAUUCAACGGGAAUGUCUCCAUUUUUUGCGAACACAGGCUACCACCCCCGAAUGAGCUUUGGUCCCCCUCGCGCAAUACCACUCGCGGCAUCCAAAGACCUGGCAGAACGCUGCAACGAGGGGAACGAAUUUGUCGCCAAGAUGCAAGAAAUCACUGAUCUACUUCGGACAAACCUGCUCUCAGCUCAAGCCUCACAAGAACAGUUCGCCAACGCAAAUAGAUCACCGGCGCCAGCGUACCGAGUUGGAGACAUGGUGCUACUUAGCACACGCAACAUCGAUUCGACCAGACCCAUCCCCAAACUAGAUCAUAAGUUCAUUGGCCCUUUUCGAAUCGAGCGCGUGCUCAACCUCACUCCUACCAACUGA
This is a messenger RNA of Hirsutella rhossiliensis, 669 nucleotides long. Its product is annotated as integrase core domain-containing protein. Gene Ontology annotation, molecular function: nucleic acid binding. Lineage: Eukaryota; Fungi; Ascomycota; Sordariomycetes; Hypocreales; Ophiocordycipitaceae. The coding region runs from base 1 to 669 and encodes 222 amino acids. Gene Ontology annotation, biological process: DNA integration. The record is from RefSeq and is a predicted model, not a curated record. The transcript has a single exon.